CUGAUUUAGACAACCAAGGACCAGGACUGAUAAGUUUUAGUGAGUCUUAUGGUGGUGAUGUCAGUGGUGCCUACAGUGCUGGUGACAUGGACUCUGAUGUUGAUAUAGAUCUUGACGAUAUUCUUCCUUAUGAUGGAAGGACAGUCACAGUCUAUCCAACAACCUUUGAACCCUCUGUUCCAAAAACUAUUGAAACCAGCCAAGAAGCUAUACCAGUGUAUUGGCCAGUGGAUGAUCAUAAGCUAGAUGUUAUUGACAGAGUACCAGUUAGGGUCGCACAAGACAUAAUCACUGAAAGCACUAAAAGGACCACUACUACUACUCUGACAAAGACUAUCGAUAAUGUGGAUGGUAUACAGAAAGGUGAGUUGAGGACACCACCUGCCUUCACAAAGUUCAUAAACCACUGCCGCCUGUACGAAGCAGAUGAGGCAAGGUUUGAUGUGGCAGUAAUUGGAGAUCCAACUCCAGACAUCAUGUGGUUCAAGAAUGGUAUUCAAAUUGAACACUCACCAGAAUUCCAUGUAAGAGUAGAAGCUGAUGGUUCAAGCAGCCUUAUAGUUCCAAGAACACAGAUCACUGAUUCUGGGCAGAUAACAUGCCGUGCAGAAAAUAGUGCUGGCGUGGCAUCUUGUACUGCCAAACUUAUCGUUGAAGUGCUACCAAGUGAUGUUGAACAAAAGAUGCAUUCAUCAUUGCUAGUUGCUCCUGAGGAGUAUACGUCUGACAUUGAAAUUCUUCUUGAACCUCGCACCAAGAUAACUCCACCAACAUUCACCUCAUACAUGAGUAACCAGGAUGUGCUUGUAGGAAGUACUGUGUCAUUCAAAUGCAGUGUGUCUGGCUACCCAAGACCAACAGUCAGAUGGUUUAAGAAUGGAAAGGAAUUGAGACCAGGCGGUCGUAUUAAUAUCCGUAUAACACAAGAUGGUUCUUGCGUACUUGAGAUAAGAAUGAUCCAAUCCUCUGAUGCUGCUAAGUAUAUGAUAAAAGCAUCAAAUCCUGCUGGUGAAGCAACCUGUGUUGCUGAUUUACAUGUCAAAGUUGAUAUGUAUGACAGUGAUCUCAGUGAACCCAGACGUGAAAUGAAAGUGCACAUACUUCAGGACAGACUUCAACCACAUCCCGGAUAUGUACAUGUCACCAAAGAAAGAGGCCAACCUGAUAUAAUUACACAGCAGGUUAUUACCAGAGAAGGUUCUGAUACCGAAGAAUUUCAAUUCAUUAGAAAAAAAACUACAACAACUACGACAACAACUGUUACUGAAACAGUAACUGAAGAAGAAUCCGCUCCUGAAGAUCAAAUUAGACCUGUGGUACAGCCUCUUAACAUUUAUCCGAUGUCCUUUGCUCCACCGCCAAUCAACAUUAAACUGUCUUUUGAAGGUGUGCCACAUGGUUAUGUCCCAAUACCGUAUGAUGAACAGUUACCCGAAGCUCCAAGGUUUGUGCAGCUUCUGCAUGACACUGUGGCCAUUGAAGGAGAAUCUAUACAACUUGAGUGCUUUGUAACUGGGAGUCCACCUCUCAGAAUUUUGUGGUUCAAAGGCAAGACACCAAUUGCAAAUUCUCCAAAUUUCCAGUAUGUUGUGCAAGGAAAUAGAAUUUUGUUGAUUUUGAGGGAGGUUUUCCUUCGUGAUGAAGGAGAGUAUACAUGUCAUGCUGAAAACAAAUAUGGCACUGCCACUUGCACAACAAGUCUCAAAGUAGUAGCCUCGAAAUCUGACUUAAGUGAAGACAUAUCUAUGCAGGAUGCAUACAAAACAUCAAAGAAAACCACUACGAUUACUGAAGAGAUCCUGACUAGUGACUUGGAGAAACCAGAAAGAGUUAAACCACCGAGGUUUCUAAAUGAAUUGCUUGAUAUUGAGGUGACAGAGGGAAGCACUGCUAAGUUUGAUGCAAAGGUUACUGGUUACCCUAUGCCAGUUAUUAGGUGGUACAGUGAUGGUUUAGAAAUUCAAGCAGGGGGAAGAUAUACCAUUCAAUAUGAUGAUUUUGGUCAUUGCUCACUCACCAUUCUUGAUCUUAAACGAGAAGACUCGGCAGAUAUUGAGUGUAGAGCUAUCAACAUAGCUGGUGAAGAGGCUUCAAGUUAUGCUGACUUGAUAGUUAAACCGACACAAGUCAAAGAGAAGAAACCUAAAAGAAAACGCAAAGAAGCAGGCAUUAUUAUAGAAUCUGGAGAAAAACCUAGAUUUCUUAAGAAAGUUGUGGCUUGUGAUGUCCAGAGAGGCAAAACAGCACAAUUUCUAUGUCAGGUUAAUGGUAACCCUAAACCAAAAGUUACUUGGUUUAAGGAUGGUAGACCAAUUGUAAGCACCUCUAAUGUUACUGUAACUGAAAGUGCAAAUGGCUAUUGCUCUCUAACAAUUCAUCAAGUUGAAGAUACUGAUGAAGGAGAAUAUAUGUGCAAGGCAUUAAAUGAGCUUGGAAAAGCUAUUUGUUAUGCAGAUUUAGUAGUAGACAUCUCUGAAGAUGUAAGAGCUAUAUCAGAUGAAGAUGUGGUUACUGCUGAUGACAUUCUAUUUGAAGUGGAAACAAGUGAAUCCACUUCUGUGAGAUCAGUGACCAAAAUUCUCAUUCCAGUUGAACCAAAGAAGACGUUGGUACCCCAGGAGGUAGCUAAAGAUAUUGAUCAAAAAGAAGUAGUUGUAAUGCCUGUGUCUUUCACUGUAAAAGAACCAGACUCCCAAGCUCAACUACCAGACUAUAUUGAGGAACCUUCAUCAGAAUCAUUUAUGCCAACAAUUGUAGUGCCACUGCAAGAUGGUGUUGGCCAGAUUGGUAGAGAUGUUAGAUUAGAAUGUAAAGUAUUUGGAAUACCAACACCAGAAAUAAAAUGGCUGAUGAAUGGAAAACCUGCACAUGGAAAUCGAUACAUCAGUCUAUUAGAAAUGGAUGGCACAUGUAUCCUUGUGAUAUCCAUUAUUAAAGAUGAUCAUGGGGCAAUUUAUGAGUGCAGAGCAACAAAUGUUUUAGGAACAGCAUUUACAAGUUGCAAGAUCAUGGUACUUGCAGAAAAGACAGCGAUUUCUGAAGGAAUUUCUGACAGAUUUUAUCCUGUUGAGUUUCAGGUUAAGGUUCCUAAAAUGGAAGAAGAGUCUGAAGAUGCAACAAAGAGACUAGUAACAGAAAGCAUUUUUAAACCGAGCGCAGUGUUAAGACAAAAGUCAGAAGUUGAAGUUGAACCUAAACAAGUGGAUUCUAGGCAUGGUGUGUUGGAGUUUACAUUUCAAGGAAGACAGGAUGCAAGAGAUAUUAAAGUAGAGGCUGUUCCUAAGGUUGUCAAUGUGGUUUCUGAGAACUAUUUCAAACAGAGACAAGUAGCUGACAGACAGAAAAGUGAAGCUUCUGUUGAACCGGCAAAAGUAGAUGUUAAACGACCAGAACUUGAAUUCACAUUCCAAAGAGACAAUAUUAAAGUGGAGGCUACUCCUGAAGAAGCUAUUCCUAAGGAAGUUGUCGAUGUGGUUUCUGAAAGCUAUUUUAAGCAGAAACAAGUUGUUGACAGGCAGAAAAGUGAAGCUUCUGUUACACCAGCAAAAAUGAAUUUCAAACAACCAGAGCUUGAAUUCACAUUCCAACGAGGACAAGAAGUGUUUGGGGAGGUUAUCAUUGAAGGUUCUCCUGAAGGCACUAUAGAAAGCAGGACAGUGCUCAGUCAUAAUGGUGAAUCAAUUGAGACAAUAACCAAGACAACAAAAACUACAGUAACUGAAACCAUAACCACAAUGCCAACUGAACAAGAUGCUCGUCAACAUGAUGUUCAUGAGAGACAGACAUCGAUUCUAGAAAUCAGUGGUAAGCCUGAGACUUUUGAGCCACUUGAAUUUAUAUUUGAUACACAAGGUGCUGGCUUCUCUAAAGACAGAGAAAGGGAACACAUGCCAGAUGAAGAAGUGCAUCUAUCUUCAAUUGACUUUCAAAAACCAAUUAUGAAAGAAAUAAAAUCUGAUCCAACUAUUGCAGAACCACAAACAAUAAAAAUGGCAUUCCAUCCACCAGAAAGAGUUGAAAUUAUUCUUAGUCCAGAGAAAAUAGAAAAACCUUCUUUCAAUAUUAGUAUCCAACCUGUAGACAAGAAAGAAGUACAUGUUGAGACUGAGAAGGUUAUUGAAGGAGAAAUGCCAAAAGAUGAAUCUUCAUUAAUAAUUCCUGAAGAAACUAUUGAUGUUGACUUUCAUGAAAUAUUGCAAUCAGUUGAUAAGGCUGCAGAAGAGCAUGUAGAAAAAUUUUAUGAACCAGAAGAAUUUUCUCCAAGAGAGAUGAUAUUUGAAAUACAUAAACCAGAAGCUAUUGAGCAAAUACAAGAAGAUAUCAUUGAGCAAGAACCACUAUUAAAAUUGGAUUUUGUUAAACCAGAUGUGGUUGAACAUAAACCAAAUGCAGAAGAAUUGUAUCCAGUUGAUAGAGCAGAGGUGAACUUAACAACUCCAAGGGUUGUAAGACCUCUAGAUGAUAUUGACAUAAGUGUUGGAGAGGAUGCCAGAUUAGAAUGUCAAAUAACAGGUAAACCACGGCCACGUAUAACAUGGCUGCGUGAUGGCAAACCAGUAGAAGGUAAACGAUUUUUUUCAUUGCAUGAACAAAAUGGAACAUGUGUUCUUUUAAUAAGUCCAGUAUGUAAAGAGGAUGAUGCUGAGUUUGAAUGCCAUGCUGAAAACUCAGAAGGCGUUAUAUCAACCUAUGCAGACAUGAUAUUAAUGGAGUGUAAAACAGCAGUGACUAAUGAGUUACAUAAAACAGAUGUGUUGAUUGAUACAGAAGAUAUACCUAUACAGCCAGCAGAAUUACAAAUACAAGUGCCACAACCUUCCGAAUUAGAAGAGCUAGUACCAGAAUAUGAAGAUUAUGUUGAUAUACAUGAAGAACAGCUUUUAGAAAAUGUACCAACUGUACUCGUACCUCUGCAUGAUUUAGAAGUUCCACUGGCUGGAGAUGUAAGACUAGAAUGUCAAAUAAUUGGCAACCCCCCACCAACAAUAUCAUGGAAAAGAGAACAGGAGUCUGUCUCCGGUGAACGUUAUGUAGCACUACAGGAAAAAAAUGGUUACUGUGUGCUAUUAAUCAGUCCAGUUACUGAGCAGGAUGAUACAGUAUUUGAGUGCAAAGCAGAAAAUGUUGUAGGCACCGUAUCAACCACAUCUCAAGUAACUGUGACCAAAGAUACCACUAUUAAAGCAACGGAGAUUCAUGAAACUGAAGUAACUAUGCCUUCCCCUGUUAAAAGUAUUCAACCUCAAGAAAAGAAAGAAGUACAUUUUAAGACUGAAGAGAUAAUUCAAGAAGAAAAAACAGAUGUUGACUUAUCAGUAAGUCUAGAAGAAUGUAUUGAUGUUGACUUUGAUCAAAUGUUAAAUUCAGUUGAUACUGUUGUGGAGAGGCAUGUAGAAGAAUACCAUAAAGCAGCAGAAGUAUCUCCAAGAGAGAGCACAUUUGAGAUUUUUAAACCAGAAUUUAGUGAGCAAACACAAGAAGAAAUUUUUGAUGAGCAGGAGUCACCAUUAAAAUUGGAUUUUGCUAAAAAAGAGCUGGUUCCUAUAAAACAUGUGGAAGAAUUGUGUUCAAUUGAUACAGCAGAUGUGAUAUUAGCAGCUCCAAAGGUUGUAAGACCUUUAAAUGAUGUGGACAUUGGAAUUGGAGAUGAUGCCAUAUUAGAGUGUCAAAUAACAGGUAACCCUCGACCAGAUAUAACAUGGCUUCGUGAUGGCAAACCAGUAGAAGGUGAACGAUUCAUUUCAUUUCAUGAAAGUGAUGGAACAUGUGUCCUUAAAAUAAAUUUAGUAUGUGAAGAUGAUGAUGCUGAGUUUGAAUGCCAUGCUGAAAACUCAGAAGGUGUUGUAUCAACUUAUGCGGACAUAAUAUUAAUGGAGUAUGAAACAACAAUCACUGAUGAAUUCUAUAAAACAGAUGUUUUGAUUGAGACAGAUGAUGGACCUUUGCAGCCUGUAGAAUUCAAAAUACAAGUGCCACAACCUUCAGAAUCAGAAGAGCUAGUACCAGAAUAUGAAGAUUAUGUUGAAAUACAAGAAGAACAGCUUUUAGGAAAUGUACCAACUGUACUGAUUCCUCUGCAAGAUUUAGAAGUUCCACUGGCUGGAGAUGCGAGACUAGAAUGUCAAAUAAUUGGCCAGCCAAAACCAGCAAUAUCAUGGAUAAGAGAUCAGGAGUUUAUCUCUGGUGAACGGUAUGUAGCACUACAAGAAAAAAGUGGUAACUGUGUGCUUUUAAUCAGUCCGGUUACAGAGCAGGAUAAUACAGUAUUCGAGUGCAAAGCUGAAAAUGUUGUGGGCACUGUAUCAACCACAUCACAAGUGACUGUAAACAAAGAUACUUCUUUUGAAACAACUGAGACCCAUGAAGCCAAAUUAACUAUGCCUUCUAGAGUAACGAUUAGUAUUCAACCUGUAGAAAAGAAAGAAGUACACAUUAAGACUGAAGAGAUAACUGAAGGCGAAAUGCCAGAUGUUGAAGAAGUAUCAUUAGAAGUAAUAGAAGAAUGUAUUGAUGUUGACUUUGAUGAAGUAUUAAAAUCAGUUGAUACAGUUGUGGAGAGGCAUGUAGAAGAAUAUCAUGAAACAGCAGAAGAUUCUCCAAGAGAGAUGACAUUUGAGAUUUCUAAACCAAAAAUGAUUGAACAAGUACGAGAAGAAAUUAUUGAGGAAGAACCAGAGUUAGUUGAACCUAAACCAGAUGUGAUAUUGGCAGCUCCAAAGGUUUUGAGACCUCUAAAUGAUGUGGACAUUGAUCAAAUACAAGAAGAUAUCAUUGAGCAAGAACCACUAUUGAAAUUGGAUUUUGUUAAACCAGAUGUGGUUGAACAUAAACCAAAUGCAGAAGAAUUGUAUCCAGUUGAUAGAGCAGAGGUGAACUUAACAACUCCAAGGGUUGUAAGACCUCUAGAUGAUAUUGACAUAAGUGUUGGAGAGGAUGCCAGAUUAGAAUGUCAAAUAACAGGUAAACCACGGCCACGUAUAACAUGGCUGCGUGAUGGCAAACCAGUAGAAGGUAAACGAUUUUUUUCAUUGCAUGAACAAAAUGGAACAUGUGUUCUUUUAAUAAGUCCAGUAUGUAAAGAGGAUGAUGCUGAGUUUGAAUGCCAUGCUGAAAACUCAGAAGGCGUUAUAUCAACCUAUGCAGACAUGAUAUUAAUGGAGUGUAAAACAGCAGUGACUAAUGAGUUACAUAAAACAGAUGUGUUGAUUGAUACAGAAGAUAUACCUAUACAGCCAGCAGAAUUACAAAUACAAGUGCCACAACCUUCCGAAUUAGAAGAGCUAGUACCAGAAUAUGAAGAUUAUGUUGAAAUACAAGAAGAACAGCUUUUAGGAAAUGUACCAACUGUACUGGUUCCUCUGCAAGAUUUAGAAGUUCCACUGGCUGGAGAUGCGAGACUAGAAUGUCAAAUAAUUGGCCAGCCCAAACCAGCAAUAUCAUGGAUAAGAGAUCAGGAGUUUAUCUCUGGUGAACGGUAUGUAGCACUACAAGAAAAAAGUGGUAACUGUGUGCUUUUAAUCAGUCCGGUUACAGAGCAGGAUAAUACAGUAUUCGAGUGCAAAGCUGAAAAUGUUGUGGGCACUGUAUCAACCACAUCACAAGUGACUGUAAACGCAGAUACUUCUUUUGAGACAACUGAGACCCAUGAAGCCAAAUUAACUAUGCCUUCUAGAGUAACGAUUAGUAUUCAACCUGUAGACAAGAAAGAAGUACAUAUUAAGACUGAAGAGAUAACUGAAAGCGAAAUGCCAGAUGUUGAAGAAGUAUCAUUAGAAGUAAUAGAAGAAUGUAUUGAUGUUGACUUUGAUGAAGUAUUAAAAUCAGUUGAUACAGUUGUGGAGAGGCAUGUAGAAGAAUAUCAUGAAACAACAGAAGUUUCUCCAAGAGAGAUGACAUUUGAAAUUUCUAAACCAAAAAUGAUUGAACAAGUACAAGAAGAAAUUAUUGAGGAAGAACCAGAGUUAGUUGAACCUAAACCAGAUGUGAUAUUGGCAGCUCCAAAGGUUUUGAGACCUCUAAAUGAUGUGGACAUUGAUGUUGGAAAGGAAGCUAGAUUAGAGUGUCAAAUAACUGGUAAUCCUCGACCAGAUAUAACAUGGCUGCGUAAUGGUGAACCAGUAAAAAGUGAACGAUUCAUUUCAUUUCAUGAAAGUGAUGGAACAUAUGUUCUUCUAAUAAGUCCAGUCUUUGAAGAGGAUGAUGCUGAAUUUGAAUGCCAUGCUGAAAACUCAGAAGGUGUUGUGUCAACCUAUGCAGACAUAAUAUUAACAGAGUAUGAAACAACAAUUACUGAUGAAUUACAUAAAACAGAUGUUUUGAUUGAGACAGAGGAUAGGCCUUUGCAGCCAGUAGAAUUUAAAAUACAAGUGCCACAACCUUCUGAAUCAGAAGAGCUAGUACCAGAAUAUGAAGAUUAUGUUGAAAUACAAGAAGAACAGCUUUUAGGAAAUGUACCAACUGUACUGGUUCCUCUGCAAGAUUUAGAAGUUCCACUGGCUGGAGAUGCGAGACUAGAAUGUCAAAUAAUUGGCCAGCCCAAACCAGCAAUAUCAUGGAUAAGAGAUCAGGAGUUUAUCUCUGGUGAACGGUAUGUAGCACUACAAGAAAAAAGUGGUAACUGUGUGCUUUUAAUCAGUCCAGUUACAGAGCAGGAUAAUACAGUAUUCGAGUGCAAAGCUGAAAAUGUUGUGGGCACUGUAUCAACCACAUCACAAGUGACUGUAAACAAAGAUACUUCUUUUGAGACAACUGAGACCCAUGAAGCCAAAUUAGCUAUGCCUUCUAGAGUAACGAUUAGUAUUCAACCUGUAGACAAGAAAGAAGUACAUAUUAAUACUGAAGAGAUAACUGAAGGCGAAAUGCCAGAUGUAGAAGUAUCAUUAAGUGUAGUAGAAGAAUGUAUUGAUGUUGACUUUGAUGAAAUAAUAAAAUCUGUUGAUACAGUUGUGGAGAGGCAUGUAGAAGAAUAUCAUAAAGCUGCAGAAGUUUCUCCAAGAGAAAUGACAUUUGAGAUUUGUAAACCAAAAAUGAUUGAACAAGCACAAGAAGAAAUUAUUGAGCAAGAACCAUUAUUAACAUUGGAUUCUGCUAAGCCAGAGUUAGUUGAACCUAAACCAGAUGUAGAGAAAUUACGUCUGGUUGAUACAGCAGAUGUGAUAUUGGCAGCUCCAAAGGUUUUGAGACCUCUAAAUGAUGUGGACAUUGAUGUUGGAAAGGAAGCUAGAUUAGAGUGUCAAAUAACAGGUAACCCUCAACCGGAUAUAACAUGGCUGCGUAAUGGCAAACCAGUAAAAAGUGAACGAUUCAUUUCACUUCAUGAAAGUGAUGGGACAUGUGUUCUUCUAAUUAGUCCAGUCUGUGAAGAGGAUGAUGCUGAAUUUGAAUGCCAUGCUGAAAACUCAGAAGGUGUUGUGUCAACCUAUGCAGACAUAAUACUAAUGGAGUAUAAAACAACAAUCACUGAUGAAGUACAUAAAACAGAUGUGUUGAUUGACACAGAGGAUAGGCCUUUGCAGCCAGUAGAGUUUAGAAUACAAGUGCCACAACCUUCCGAAUCAGAAGAGCUAGUACCAGAAUAUGAAGAUUAUGUUGAAAUACAUGAAGAACAGCUUUUAGGAAAUGUACCAACUGUACUGGUUCCUCUGCAAGAUUUGGAAGUUCCAGUGGCUGGAGAUGCAAGACUAGAAUGCCAAAUAAUUGGCAAGCCUACACCAACAAUAUCAUGGAUAAGAGAUCAGAAAUUCAUCUCUGGUGAACGCUAUGUAGCUCUACAAGAAAAAAGUGGUAGCUGUCUGCUUUUUAUCAGUCCAGUUACAGAGCAGGAUAAUACAGUAUUUGAGUGCAAAGCAGAAAAUGUUGUAGGCACUGUAUCAACCACAUCACAAGUGACUGUAAUGAAAGAAACCUCUUUUGAAACAAAUGAGACCCAUAAAUCCAAAGAAACUAUGCCUUCCAGAGUUAUGAUUAGUAUCCAACCUCUAGACAAGAAAGAAGUACAUAUUGAGACUGAAGAGAUAACUGAAGGGGAAAUGCCAGAUGUUGAAGUAUCAUUAAGUGUAGUAGAAGAAUGUAUUGAUGUUGACUUUGAUGAAAUAUUAGAAUCGGUUGAUACAGUUGUGGAUAGGCAUGUAAAAGAAUAUCAUGAAGCAGCAGAAGUUUCCCCAAGAGAGAUGACAUUUGAGAUUUGUAAACCAAAAAUUAUUGAGCAAGCACAAGAAGAAAUUAUUGAGGAAGAACCAGAGUUAAUUAAACCUAAACCAGAUGUGAUGUUAGCAGCUCCAAGGGUUAUGAGACCUCUAAAUGAUGUGGACAUUGAUAUAGGAAAGGAAGCUAGAUUAGAGUGUCAAAUAAGAGGUCACCCUCAACCAGAUAUAACGUGGCUGCGUAAUGGCAAACCAGUAAUAAGUGAGAGAUACAUUUCAUUUCAUGAAAGUGAUGGAACGUGUGUUCUUCUAAUAAGUCCAGUAUGUGAAGAGGAUGAUGCUGAGUUUGAAUGCCAUGCUGAAAACUCAGAAGGUGUUGUAUCAACCUAUGCAGACAUAAUAUUAACAGAGUAUGAAACAACAAUUACUGAUGAAUUACAUAAAACCGAUGUGUUGAUUGAGACUGAGGAUAGGCCUUUGCAGCCAGUAGAAUUUAAAAUGCAAGUUCCAAAACCUUCUGAAUCAGAAGAGCUUGUACCAGAAUAUGAAGAUUAUGUUGAAAUCGUGGAAGAUACAUCUGUAACUGAGACUCAUACAACUGUAGUAACUAGGACAACAGAAUUUGAGACCUUUCAACCGAUUGAAUUAGUGAUAGAAAAUGAGGGUAAAUUUAUUCCAGAGUACGUAGAAUAUAGGGAAGAGGAAGAAUCAGAAAAAGAAGUAUCGUUUGAGCCAUUACCAAAAACUACAGAGGAAGCUGUCCAAGAAAUAACUGUUACUGAACAUGUUGAAGUGGUUUUUGAAAAACCAUCGUUAUUAAUCAAGGUGGAACUGUAUGACGUUUAUGCAAACACUGGGCAAGAUGUCAGAUUGGAAUGCCAAAUAGUUGGUAAUCCCUCGCCAAAUCUAAGCUGGAUAAAAGAUGGUAAAGUGCUGGAUAAACCCAAUUGCAUUUGUUUAUUUGAAGCUGAUGGUACAUGUGUUCUCAUCAUUACACCAUUCAGUGACCAAGAUCAAGGUUUAUAUCAAUGUGUAGGUAUCAAUCCUGCCGGCAAGGUUGUAACAUCGGCAGUGGUAAAAUGCAAUGAAGUACCAGGAGACAUUAAUGGUGAAGUUAAGAGCAAGCCAAAAGAGAAGCAUAUUCUUGAUAUUGGCUUGAAUACAGCGAUAAAUGUUGUCAGUGAUGAUUCUGGGAUGAUCAAGAAAAUAACAAAACAAAGAACUAUAACAACAACUACAAAAGACACAGCUGAUGUGGUAGAUGAUGAUGUACAAUGUACCCAGGACAUAGACCUACCUCGUGAGAAUAUGCUUCAGAAGUUCAUGGAUUCAUUGCCUCUUGAAUCAGACCAUGCCAUAGAGGACAUUGUUGACUCAGAAGUGACUGAAGAGCAAGUUGUAAUGGAUAAAUUUAAGCAAGAAUCAAGUGCUGGUUUCAGAAAGCAAAAUGCAAUUGACAAACAAGUACAAUUGCCUCAGAAACCUCAAGUGAAUAAGAUGGAACCUGUACAUGUUGAGUUGAUUCAAGGUUACAAGGAAUUUGUUGAGGUUGGUCAAAAACCACAUGUUGAAAUACCGAUUGAAUCAUUUCAACCUCAAAGCAUGCCUGUUACUCAAGAAGAACAACCCCUACUUCAAAUAUCAAUUAAAUCUUCCCAGCCAAUAUCAGAAAAACUGCCAGAAAAAUCAGUAGAGGUGAAAGUUCUAAAAGAGUCCAGAUUUGGAAAAGUUGAACAAAUCGAAACAGACACCAUAGAAAGAGACACACAAUCUCUUCCAGCAGUUGAAUUGAAACUAGGAGAAAAAGUUGAACGAAGCAAAGAACCUAUUGAAAUAUUAGAAGAAGAACAUCUCUCUAGAGUGACCACUGAUGGUUGUACACCUUUGCCAAUUGAGAAUAUACCAAUGUCUGAAAAGUUUAAAGUUGAUAUUGAUGUUCAAGAGCCUAAAUAUGCAAACGAGCAAGGAUUGGCUCUGGCAGAAAUUGUGAUUGAUGUUGAGACAGAUGGAAUGAUAAAACAGGAUAUUAUUCAAAAUGAAACAGUAACUGAAAAAAUGGAAAUAAAUAUUAAUAAUAAACGUGUAUCAACAGUUGAGGCCAUUACAAUUGAUCAUGUGGAACAUGUUACAGAAAUACCUCAAUAUGAAAUAAUAACUGAAAGUGCUGAAGUAGCAGAUCUGGAUUCUGUUGCUAUUCAUUUUCAACCCACUGAAUAUACAGAAAUGCAACUUCAGCCUGAAGAACUGCUUCAAGGAGAAAUGCCAGAAAUAUGUUAUUCUGUUCCAGUAGAACAUAUUUCAGUAGAUUUUGGAGAAAUUUUGCCUUCCAAAAAAAUGGUUGAAAAAGAGAAAGCAUAUCCAGUUGAAGUUGAAGACAUCUCUUCUGCCAAAGUGACAUUUAAUAUAUGCCAGCCAGAGGCAGUUGAACACCUUGACGAAGAUAUUAUUGAAGAGUUUCCAAAAGAAGAAACCCAAUCUGCUGUACGAAAAAAAUCUAAUAUUGUAGAUGUGAUGUAUGAAUCUGAAAAGGUUUUAAAGGUCUUAGAUGAGGUUGAUGUUGAAACACCAAUUGAAACAUUUCAACCUAAAAGCAUCCCUGUUACUCAGGAAGAUACAUUGAUACACGAACAUGAGCAAGAAAUAAAAAUACCAGAGGAACAACCCAAAUUUCAAAUAUCAAUUAAAACUUCCCAGCCAAUAUUAGAAAAACUCACAGAAAAGUCAGAAAUACAGAAAGCAGAGGUGGAAGUUUUAAAAGAAUCAAGAUUUGGAAAAUAUGAACAAAUUAGAACAGACAUUACCAUAGAAAGAGACACACAGUCUCUUCCAGCAGUUGAAUUGAAACUAGGAAAAGAAUUUGAACGAAGUGAAGAACCUUUUGAAAUAUUAGAAGAAGAACAUCUCCAUAGAGUGAGCACUGAUGGUGGUACACCUUUAUCAAUUGAGAAUAUACCAACAUCUGGAAAGUCAAAAACUGACACUGAUGAGCAAGGAUUAUCUUUGGUAGAAAUUGUGAUUGAUGUUGAGACAGACGAGAUGGUAAAACAGAAAGUUAUACAAGAUGAAACAAUAACUGAAAAAAAUGAAGUGAAUAUUAUUGAACGUAUAUCAACAGCUGAGGACAUUAAAAUUGAUCAUGUGGAACAUGUUACAGAACUACCUCAAUAUGAAAUAAUAACUGGAAGUCUUGAAGUACCAGAACUGGAUACUGUUGCUAUUCAUUUUCAACCUACUGAAAAUACAGAAAUGCAACUUCAGCCUGAAGAACUGCUUAAAGGAGAAAUGCCAGAAAUAUGUUAUUUUGUUCCAGUAGAACAUAUUUCAGUAGAUUUUGGAGAAAUUUUGCCUUCCAAAGAAUUGGUUGAAAAAGAGAAAGCAUAUCCAGUUGAAGUUGAAGACGUCUCUUCUGCCAAAGUGACAUUUAAUAUAUGCCAGCCAGAGGCAGUUGAACACCUUGAUGAAGAUAUUAUUGAAGAGUUUCCAAAAGAAGAAACCCAAUCUUUUGUACGAAAAAAAUCUAAUAUUGUAGAUGUGAUGUAUGAAUCUGAAAAGGUUUUAAAGGUCUUAGAUGAGGUUGAUGUUGAAACACCAAUUGAAACAUUUCAACCUAAAAGCAUCCCUGUUACUCAGGAAGAUACAUUGAUACACGAACAUGAGCAAGAAAUAAAAAUACCAGAGGAACAACCCAAAUUUCAAAUAUCAAUUAAAACGUCCCAGCCAAUAUUAGAAAAACUCACAGAAAAGUCAGAAAUACAGAAAGCAGAGGUGGAAGCUCUAAAAGAAUCAAGAUUUGGAAAAUAUGAACAAAUUAGAACAGAAGUUACCAUAGAAAGGGACACACAGUCUCUUCCAGCAGUUGAAUUGAAACUAGGAAAAGAAGUUGAACGAAGCGAAGAACCUUUUGAAAUAUUAGAAGAACAACAUCUCUCUAGAGUGACCACUGAUGGUGGUACACCUUUAUCAAUUGAGAAUAUACCAAUGUCUGGAAAGUCAAAAGUUGACACUGAUGAGCAAGGAUUAUCUCCGGUAGAAAUUGUGAUUGAUGUUGAGGCAGACGAGAUGGUAAAACAUAAAAUUAUUCUAGAUGAAACAAUAACUGAAAAAAAUGAAGUAAAUAUUCUUGAACGUAUAUCAACAGCUGAGGACAUUAAAAUUGAUCAUGUGGAACAUGUUACAGAACUACCUCAAUAUGAAAUAAUAACUGGAAGUCCUGAAGUACCAGAACUGGAUACUGUUGCUAUUCAUUUUCAACCUACUGAAAAAACAGAAAUGCAACUUCAGCCUGAAGAACUGCUUAAAGGAGAAAUGCCAGAAAUAUGUUAUUCUGUUCCAGUAGAACAUAUUUCAGUAGAUUUUGGAGGAAUUUUGCCUUCCAAAAAAAUGGUUGAAAAAGAGAAAGCAUAUCCAGUUGAAGUUGAAGACAUCUCUCCAGCCAAAAUGGCAUUUGAUAUAUGCCAGCCAGAACCAAUUGAACACCUUCAAGAAGAUAUUAUUGAAGAGGUUCCCAAAGAAGAAACCAAAUCUGCUGUACCAAAAGAAUCUAAUCUUGUAGAUGUGAUGUAUGAAUCUCGAAAAGUUUUAAAGGCCUUAGAUGAGGUUGAGGAUGAUGUUGAAACACCAAUUGAAACAUUUCAACCUCAAAGCAUCCCUGUUACUCAGGAAGAUACAUUGGUAGGUGAACAUGAGCAAGAAAUAGAAAUACCUGAGGAACAACCCCAAUUUCAAAUAUCAAUAGAAAUUUCCCAGCCAAUAUUAGAAAAACUGCCAGAAAAAAAAGAAAAAACAAAAUCUGCUAUACCAAAAGAACCUAAUAUUGUAGAUGUAAUAUAUGAAUCUCCAAAGGUUUUAAAGGCCUUAAAUGAUGUUGAGGUUAAUGUUGGAGAUGAUGCUAGAUUAGAAUGCAAAAUAUCAGGUAGUCCGCAACCAAAGAUAACAUGGCUCUCUGAUGGAAAACCUGUAAAGAGUGAUCGGUUCCUCUCACUCUAUGAAAAAGAUGGAACAUGUGUUCUUCUAAUCAGUCCUGUUAUGAGAGAGGAUGAUGUUGAAUUUGAAUGCCAUGCUGAAAACACAGAAGGCACUGUAUCAACUUAUGGAGACAUAAUUAUUUCUAGAUUUGAAACUGAUGUAAUACAUAAAAAAGAGGUUUCAAUAGAUGCAGGACAUCAGAAUUUACAGUUUGUAGAACAGCAGAUUGAAAUACCAGAAGAACAAACUGAAGUUGAAUUUGUUAUUGAAGCUACCAAUAAGGAUGUACCUCAUAAACAGAUUGAGGAUAUUUCUGUAUCUGAAAAUUUGAAGGUUGAUAUUCUACAAGAGCGGCAAGACACAGAAAUUUGCUCUGUUAAUUUAGUUACUGGUGUAAAGGAAGAAGAGGUAGUAAAUAGUAAAUUUUCUGAGAAAGUUGUGACUGAAAAGAUGGACAACAAAUUAUAUGAACUAGAAUUGGUAACAAAUUAUGAAGAGAUGAAAAUAGUAAAACUGCCAGAGCAAGUACUUUACAGAGAUAGAGAUAUUUUUGCUCCGACAGAACAUGUUCCAGUUGAAAUGUCUCCUUCAAAGGAAUUUGUUGUUGAUGAACAAGAGGCAUAUCCUAAGGAAGUGAAAUACCUCUCUUCUAUUGGUAUUGAGUAUAAUGUAUGUAAGCCAGAAACUCAAGAAGAUAUUGAACAAGAUCUGACUGAUGUUUCUGUGCCAACUAUUGAACAACCUGAUAAUGUUGUAGCUCAGCCACAAGGUGAGGAACCUUUAACAUUGCCAAAAAUAGAUUCAAAAUUGACCUCGCCUAAAAUGGCAGUUAUAGAACAAGAGUUGGAAACACCAUUGAAACCGGUAUUGGAAAGGGUGUCAGAAAGUGCACAGACAAAACUAAAGAUUAUAAAAAGGCUAGAUGAUGUUGAAACUUUACUUGGCAAUGUUGUUACAUUGCAUUGUCAAAUUGAAAGUUAUCCUGAGGCAGAAAUCCAAUGGUACAGGAAUGGAACUUUGUUGUCAAAAGAUGACAAGUAUGAGAUGUUGCAGAAUGAUCAUGGUAUUGCUGAGCUUCACAUUAAAUCUGUAGAAGAGGAAGAUGACACAGAAUUUGAAUGCAGAGCCACCAAUUCUGUUGGGAAAGUAUCUACAUACUGUGAAGUCAUAAUAGAAGAGUUGCGAUUCAAGAGGGGAGCAUGUACUGUAAAACAGAAGACUAUGAUAAUGUCAACAUGUGACCAAUUGGAGCUUGUAAAUAUAGAACGCCCUCUAGCAAAGUCAGACAAUAUUAAUUCUGGUACGCAUAUCUGCUGUCCUUAUCCAUUCCUGAAAGAAAGACAAGCAGUAAUAGGCACAGUUCCUUGCUUUGUUAAACAACUUUUUCCUGUUGCUUGCUGUCUUGAUGAAAGUGUGCAUUUUACUACUAAGGUUGUUGGUAUUCCAUAUCCUUCAAUUCAGUGGUUCAAGAAUGGGAGACCUGUUGUUGGAGAAAGAUAUUGUGUUACUGUCAAUACUGAUGGAUUAAUAGAACUAAGAAUAAACCAUGUAUGUUUUGGAGACAUUGGAACUUUUGAAUGUAAAGCAGUCAACUGCCAUGGUGUAGCUAUAGUAAUAACCAAGCUUACUGUUAAAGACGAUUUGAAUAUUCUGACAGACAAUCAAGCUAAUGAUGUACCUUGCUUAUAUGUUGAUAAGGAGGUUAAAAGUGAUUCUCAAACUUUGUCAAAAUUUAACAAGAUUAAAAUGUUUGAAACACAAAGUAAUAUGAAAUCAGUUUUUAAACCGAUAAUAUUUCUAAAACCACUUCCACCCGAAAUUAAUACUGACAUUGGAGGUACUGUGAGAUUAGAAUGCAGCAUUUUAGGCUAUCCUAAACCUUUAGUUGAAUGGCUUAUAGAUGGCAAACAUGUUACUGGUGAUCGAUUUGUGAGUAUACAUAGUAAUGAUGAUCGAGCUGUUCUUGUCAUAACGCCUGUAAAGCAGAGUGACCAAGGAAUAAUUCAGUGUAGAGGAUCACAUCCAAUGGGAAGUGCAUCUUGUUUUUCAAUGUUGAACGUUUUUGAAAAGGCCAGGCCUAAACAAUUUGUCACCAAAAAAUCUCUUAAAGCAGAGGCCUCAACACUAUUACCCCUGGUUCAACUUCCAAAAUUAGUGAUACAAAACUGUGAUGUUGAUCAAGGGGCUUUUCAAUUUAUAGAUAGCAAGCCAAGGCCUUGUAGUACUGAACAUUGUAGUACAGUACAACAAUUAGAAAUAUUACAAACAGGAAAAAUACCAAAUGAGAAUUUUAUGGUAAAUAGUAGUGAUGAGGAGAAAAAGAGGCAUGAAACAAAUGCAACAGUGACUGGUAAAUCUGUUUUAAUGUUUGAUUCUGUAAUUUGCAAAAGACCUCAGUCUGUUAUUCACAGAAAUCUUCUAAGUAAUACCGAUGAUGACUCUGCAUUAGAAGAUGAAGCCAGCAGCUCUAUAAACAAGCAGUGUCCAAUACAAAAUGAAAGAACUGCAGUGAUUUCAAAUGAAACAAAAAAAGAUUGGCAAGUAGAAAAAUCACUUUCAGAUUCAACAGAAACUGCUGCAGUUUUUGGUAGUUUUGUUUCAAGUAAAACUACUGAAAUUAUUGCAAAGACAGAAUACAGUUUAGAACAUGACCUUAUUCAAUCUUUAGAGAAAGAUUGUCAAGUCAAUUUCCAAAGGAUUGGUUCAAUUUCACAUUCAAACAAAAUUUUAAGAAAAUCUGAUGAUUCUAAAAUCCAUGAACACAAUAAUGAAUCCACUUUGAACCAUAUAGAAACUUCUAUAGAAAAAGGAAAUGUACAAAUAGAAAGAAGUUCAUAUUCAACAGACUCUGACGAUUCUCUAAUUAAGGAAAAUAUUCAGACCGUAUCCUACAAACAAAGUGAAAGAAACAUGCAUGGUAUGUUUGAAAAUGAACAUUUGCAGCAGCUAACAUUUUGUAAAGAAUUAAACAAUUGUAGAAGUAAAGUUGGAGGUACUGCUUGCUUUGAAUGUCAAGCUACUCCCAGUCCACUAACCUCUGUAAUGUGGUUUAGAGAUGGUAGUUUACUAACAGCAGGCGAGAGAUUUAUUAUGAUUAAUGAUUCAGAUGGAAAUUGUUUUUUGGUCAUAUACCCAAUUUUUGAUGGUGAUGAAGGAGUUUAUGAAUGCCAAAUUGGAGACCAUAAUCAUCGGACUUCUACAUUUGGUAGCUUGAUCCUUGACAGGGAAGUGGAGAAGUUAAAUACACUGAAAUCAGUUAAGCUAGAUGAUGAAAUUAACAAUAGUGCAACACCUUGGAUGGAUAAGAAGUCAAAUGUGGCAUAUAAUGUACAACAUGGUAUUAUGAAUGAAGAUGAUCUUGUCAAGUCGGAAACCAUGGUGAUUCAGGAUAAGUUUCUUGCAGCAGGACCAUUACAUCUUCCAGGAGUUGCUGAACCACAAUUAAUAGUUCCAGAAGAUACUAGCAAGACCAAAGAGGGUAAACCAACAGAUAUAACAUCUGUACAGAAAAUGUUGAAGGAUGUUAUAGAAAAUGUUCAAAGCCCUAUAUUUACACGGGAGCUGUAUAUGGUACAAACACAUAAAGAUACAGAAGUGAGGUUUGAAUGCCAAGUUACAGGAAACCCACAACCUUCCAUCAAAUGGUUCAAAGCUGGAGAACCAUUACAGGGUGAUGGAUAUGUCAUUCUCAAUCAAAUUGAUGGGAGUUCUAUGUUGCUUAUAUCAAAUGCAACUGAAGAAGAUGAGACAGUGUUUAAAUGCAGAGCCACCAAUGAGCAUGGGGAGGCGCAUACUUCUGCUGCCCUGGAGUUGUUGGCUUUUGACAAGGAAGAAGAUGUAUUGGAGUUGGCUACAGGAGAAAGGAAAUCAGAACCAGAAGAGCAGAGACUAGAAAUCAGAGAAACAAAGUCUAGCCCAAUUUCUCAAUUGUCUGUUCCACCUCCAACACCACCUAAGGCAAAGGUGGAGGUUACCAUGCAACCUCCUCGCUUCAUAACUACGCUUGAAGAUUUAGAGAUAGUUGAGGGUAACAAUGCUGUAUUUGAGGUUCAGGUAACUGGGAGUGCACCAAUCAGUAUCAGAUGGCUGAAGGAUGAACAAGAACUUGAGCCUUCAAAAGACUUCAAGAUCCGAUUUGAUGGAAAGUUCUAUGUUUUGGAAAUAGUAGAUGUUUUUGUGGAUGACUGUGGAAACUAUGUCUGUGAGGCAACAAAUCCUGUUGGAUUGGCUGUUUGUGAAGCAAAACUCAAUGUUACUGAAGAGCCCGAUGAGCUUCCUAGACUAGAAGAAUCAAAACCAACUCCAGAAGAGAAAAAAGUACCAUCGCAUGACAUACCAGUUAUUGAGAUCCAGCCACCUGUUGAAAUAUCAGCCAGUGUCAUUCAAUUUGUACCAAAGAAGCCACAUGUCACAGAAGAAUUUGUCCAAUCUGAAUUCCAUUUUCAGGUCGAAGAAGCCCCAAUAUCAGAGGUCUCUGAACUGUCAAUAAUCCCAGAAGUGGAAGAAUGUGCUCCAUACUUCACUAAAGUACUUGAAACAAAGUCAAUUGCUGUAGAUGGAGAAUCUGUAUUUUUCCAGUGUGCAGUUGCUGGUGUACCUAGACCUCAGGUUACAUGGUAUGUUGAUAACAAUGAGAUUACAGAUGAGCCAGAAUAUAUUGUCAAACAUACAGAGGAAGGCAUUUGUGAAUUACAUAUUCAGGAAAUUAUACCGGAAGAUGAAGGUUAUUACACAUGCAAAGCAGUUAACCAUCUUGGUGAAGUUACAUGUACAGCACAGCUUCUUGUUGAAGAAGUAAGCCUGACUGUUACUGAAGCAGAUGCUGUUGUGAAAUCUGAAGAAGAGGUUUCCGUUGACUUAUCGUCAUAUGAAGCAACUAUACAGACUGAAGAAGAACAAAUUACUCAAACAGUUGAAGAAACCACCACUGGUGAGGAAGAGAAGAUGAUUAUUUUCACCACAGAAACAGAGCCUGUAAUUCAAUUUCAAGAACAAGAAAAGCCGGUAGAAAUUCCUGACCUGAAAAGUAAACAGGAGGGUAAAGAGAAACCAAGUAAUUUUGUUGCAUUGGGGAGCUACUUAGCUGAAUCUGAUGAAGUUAUGUCCAUCAGAGAAGGAGAAGAUUUGCAUAUCCUAGACAGCACACAUGGUGACUGGUGGCUUGUGAGGAAAAGCACUGGAGAGGAAGGGUGGGUUCCUUCAUCUUAUCUGGUUUCAACAGAGCAGUAUGAAGAACACCUUGAGGAAGAACUGGCCAAUAGUAUGCGAGCAUUACCAACUGGAACAGAGUUAACACUUCAAGGUGAAGCCAAAGCCCCUCACUUCAGUAAACCACUUGAAACAACAAAAACCAAAGACAACAAACCGGUGACACUAAAGUGCUGUGUUGAGGGUUACCCUACACCCAUUGUUGCUUGGUAUCGCCAGAGUACUUUAAUACCUGAAUCACCAGAUUUUGAGGUUAGAUAUGAUGGGAAAGUGUGUACUCUGACAAUUAAAGAUGUACUUCCAGAAGAUUCAGGGAAAUAUACAUGUGUUGCUAAAAACCAAGUAGGAGCUGCAUCAAGCAGUGCCGAACUUCUUGUAGAAGUGAGUGUAUCAGAUGCUGAGAGUAUUGACAGUGGCCACACUUUACAAUCAAGAAAAUCUUUAUCAAGGGAAUCCACAGUAGAUGAACCAGAAGGUCUUAAACCAGCCUUCAUGCAACUUGCUAAGCCUAAGUCAGUACAGGAAGGCACAAAAAAGGUUGUAUUUGAGUUUAAGUUAAUAGCUGCUCCAAGGCCUCAAAUAGCGUGGUAUCAUGAUGGUCUUCCCCUUGAAGAAUCUAAACAAUAUAAAACCUCUAUGUAUGCUGAUGUUCACCUUUACAUCCUGACAUUGGAGAUCUUGGAUAUUGUGGAUGAUAAUGAGGGCAACUAUAAAGUGGAGGCUAAGAACAAAGAAGGAGAAGCCACUGCAGUUGUCAAGUUAAAUGUUAGCAAAGCUACUCCAGAACCACCUCGAUUUGUACAACCCUUGUCCUCUCUCACUGUCCAAGAAGGUGAAAUUGCAAAGUUUGAAUGCAUAGCAACUGGUGUACCUAGGCCAGACAUCACAUGGUGUAGAGACAAUCAAGAAAUCAACCAUGGUGGUGCCUUCAAGAUACAUGAUGAUGGCAAAGACAAGUAUAGUAUUACCUUAAAAGAUUCUGUCCCUGAAGACUCUGGGACAAUCACAUGUUGGGCUGAGAAUGAUGUUGGAAGAACCAUGUGUGGUGCUGAACUUACUGUCAUUGAAGAACCUGUGCAAACUGAAGUAACAGUUAUGAAGCAUGAAGAGGUAAUCACUACUGAGAUUAAAAUGGAACACAAACCAAAAGUUACAUAUGCUGUUGUGGAGGAAGAAGUAGAAGAAAUUCCUGCACCACCUACCUUUGUUGUACCAGCUGCUGAUGUGGAUGUACAAAAGGGUGCCAUUGCAGAACUAAGAGCAAAGGUUUCAGGCUCACCCAUGCCAGAGGUGACUUGGUACAGAGAUGGCAAGGUGGUGCAACCUAGUGAGCGUUACCUAAUUAUGAGCGAUAAUGAAGGUAAUGUAUCUCUUAUCAUAGCUGAUGUGCGGAUUGAAGAUGAUGCAGAGUACCUGUGUAAGGCAAUCAACAACUACGGCGUAACCUCUUGUAGAGCAGAUAUUAUUGUUGAAGAAGAACCAACAGAAAUGGCUGAAGCCGCCUCAAAAGCAAUGCAGGAAAUAUUUCUUGAGCAAGCAAAAGUUGAGGCUGAGAUCAUAAUAGCAAGUGAAGUGUACUCUGAGUCUGAGGAUGCACUGGAUGAUGACAACUUUGAAAUGGUGGAAGAAGUGGCAGCACUGACCAAAGAAUUAAGUACUGAAACAGUUCCUGCAGUUGUUGCAGAAGAGCCAGUGGAAGAAUCAGUAGUUAAAGAUGAACAAUUUGAAGAGCCUAAGUUUGUUGAAGAGAUGGUGGAUAUGGAAAUAAUCAAGGGGCAUCCUGCUCAAUUUGAGGUACUUGUAUCUGGAAUUCCACGUCCAAUAAUUAGCUGGUUUAAAGAUGGCAAGGAGAUCUUCCCUGAUGAUCAUAUUUUAAUGGAGUAUGAUGAAGAUGGCAUGGCAUGUUUAACUGUCAAAGAGACAAACAGUGAUGAUGAUGCAGAAUACACUUGUAAAGCUGUUAACAAAUUUGGUGAAGCAGUAUCCAAAGCAGACAUUUUUAUUCAACCACAAUAUAAAAAACCUGUUGAAGGAACAAUGCCAACAUUCAUAGAAGAGCUAAAAUUUAUCAGAGCCUAUGAGGGUGAUAGUGUUAACUUCAUCUGUAAAAUUAAAGGCAUGCCAGAACCAGAUGUGAUGUGGUACAAGAAUUCAAUUGAAAUAAAACCUAAUCCAAAGGUUUCAAUGGACUAUGAUAAAGAUGGUUUGUGCAUACUUCUAAUAAGAAAUAUUGAUGUCUCAGACAAAGGAACCUACAUGUGUAAAGCUGUAAAUAAGAUUGGAGAAGCUGUCACUAUGUCAGAUUUAGUCAUUGAAGUCCCAGCAAAGAUUUUGGAUGGGCCAUCAACAAUUACUGUCAAUGCUGGUGAAUGUAUAAAAGCAACCUUCACAUUUACUGGAUUUCCAGUACCAACAGUGUUCUGGUCACGAGGUUAUGUUGAAGUUGAGGAGACCGAACAUAUUCAUGUUGAGACUCUUGAGACUGAAACUAGUUUGUUGAUUGAUAAAUGUGUUGCUAGUGAUGCUGGAGAGUACGCUGUUGAAGCAGAAAACAAUGCUGGUGGACAAGAGCGAUAUGUUAAUAUUAUUGUAAAGGAUGUUCCUGGCAGUCCAAGCAAACCUCAAGUUUCCAAGAUUACAAAGACAUCAGUCCAGCUAACCUGGCAACCACCGCACAUGGAUGGUGGAUAUGAUGUCAGUCAGUACCAUGUGGAACAGCUUGAUUUUCAUCAACAUACAUGGACCCUUGUCAAAUCCUACAGCAAUAUGUCUGUUGAGAUAGAUAACCUAUACCCUGGAAAUGAGUACUGCUUUCGUGUCAGUGCUGAGAACAUUCUUGGUGUUGGAGCACCUAGUGAAGAAUCUGAUACCAUUACUACAGACAAAUCACCAGAGCCACCAAGAUCGUUGGAUAAGGUCGACACUUUGGGACCCCGAGGUAUGACAGGACUCGCUGAUCUUCUAGAGUGGGAUGUAGUGGGCCUAUUGGCUGUAUUUGUGGCUUUCUGCUAUUUGUUAAUGUCAUUCAUAAUUUAAUGAUACUAAAACAGCAUUGCAGCAAUUGGAUGAAAGACAGUAAAGUUGUUUAUUGAAAGUAACAAUACAAAGUUGAUAGUAGAUGUUGGUAGCAUGGUACCAUUUGUCAGGCUUGUCAAGCAUGACCUGCAUGUGAUUGGAGUGACAAUUCACAAUGAACGUCUUGAAGAUAAUUGAAGUGUAGAUCCUUUGAAACACAGUGACAAAAUUAGUUAACUGAACAUGACAUAAUUUUUCUUUUUUCAUAGUCUUUCACAUUUUAAAGUUCUUAAGAAUGAGUUGUUUACAAUGUGUUUGUUAGCUUCUGUUGGUGUUUAAUACCAUAUAUAUAGAAAAUAAAUUAACAUAAACUAAAGUUUAAAAAUUAAGGAAAGAUGCCUUUUGGUAGGAGUUACAUUAAAUUAAGUAUUGGGCUAUAAUAAUUUUGUAUAACAUACUUAAUAAUUACAAAUGUGAUAAAUUAUUAAAUUUAAUGAUACCUAAAACACAUUAAUGUUGAAUAAAAAAACAUUUUUGUCAGUUGAUUGUAAGAUAUAGUACUUAAAUCUUGAUGCAUGUCUAGAAAGAAAAUGCUGUAGGUUUAAAUAUUAAAUUGUUUGUUAACUUACAUAACAUUUGUUUUUCUAAUAUGUUUGUAUUUUUGCACCAAUGGCAUGUACAAUUUGUUUUAAUCACCUUGUUUGUAGAUAAUAUUAGAUGUGUAUGUAUGUUAGUGACAACCUAAGGAAUUUUGUAUAUA
Anneissia japonica is the source of this 24090-nucleotide messenger RNA. Its product is annotated as titin-like. Lineage: Eukaryota; Metazoa; Echinodermata; Crinoidea; Comatulida; Comatulidae. Gene Ontology annotation, molecular function: protein binding. Bases 87 to 23351 code for a protein of 7754 amino acids. The transcript has 28 exons. The record is from RefSeq and is a predicted model, not a curated record.